Molecule: messenger RNA, 705 nt
Organism: Bombina bombina (fire-bellied toad)
Lineage: Eukaryota; Metazoa; Chordata; Amphibia; Anura; Bombinatoridae
Gene: CHCHD7
Product: coiled-coil-helix-coiled-coil-helix domain containing 7
Exons: 5
Coding region: 271-525 (84 amino acids)
Source: RefSeq, a predicted model, not a curated record
UGAGUCUGGAAGUUGACGUAUUUCGAAUUGGAGUCGUCCGGCUCCUGCGAGGGUGUAAAUGACAUAUCCCUGACCAGAAGUGUUAUGACCACAGUUACAUUAGGCCAUUUUAUUUAAGCCACCCAGCCAGGGUCUGAGACACAGCAGGGAGGCAGGUGUUAUACAGCCUAGUUUCUCAACCUGUGGUACAGUAUCAUUGGAAACACUUGGGCCAAAAUUGGAAUUUGCUCUCUUUUUUUAAGCUGUGGUUGCAGUUAAGAAAAGUGCAAAAUGUCUAGAAAUAAAAGGAUGCGAGACAAUGAUGUAAACCCAUGUUUAGAGGAAACGGAUGCUUCAUCAAAGUGCAUGGAUGACAACAACUACCAAAAGGAUUUGUGUUCAAACUACUUUAUUAAAUACAAAAACUGCAGAAAGUUUUGGAAUGCGAUUGUGGUACAAAGGAGAAGAGAUGGUGUGUCACCAUACAUGCCAGGGGCUGAAGAAAGAAAAAGUAUCCUCCAAACUCUAGGCUAUGUUCCAUAUUAAUCCAGCUGUCAAUCCCAAUUUUUAAUUUAAUUUUUGUUUUCAACACUAAAACACUGAUUAAGAAAACAUUUUGUACUGUUUUUGGUAAAGUAUAAAUAUUUUAAUAGUGUUUUAAUUUUUUUUUAUUUUAAAGGUGAACACUGAAAUACAUAUUUAUAAAAGUGGUGAAAUUCCAAAGAA